UGCACACACAUAGAAUUAAUUCACAAAGUUAUCUCUAGGUGACAAAAUUAAAUAUGAAUAGCCCCAAAAAUGCAAAGGAGAAGAAGCCAUCAUCCAAAUCAAAGAACAACAUUUUAAGGCUACUACCAAAGGCAACUCAAGCCGCGGUUUCAUUCCAAAACCCCGCCUUCAGCCCGGGCCGGGCCAAGGGCUUCUCGGGCCCGAUGAUCCCGGCCGAAGCCCGGGGAAAAUCGAAGAACUUCGAAACGCAAGAACCAACUUCUCCGAAAAUCUCGUGCAUGGGCCAAAUCAAGCACAAGAAGAAGAUGUGCAAGAAGCAAACCUCUCUCCCUAGAGGAUUCAGGCCCGCGGUAAAUCCCCAGCCCGAGAGAAUCGGCAAAGCCCGGUCUUCCGGCCCGGGACUGAUGAAGAUAUUCAGCGGAAGAAGAAAAUCUGACGCCUCGAUUGAUGGCGGCUUGGGCAAGCCGCCGCUCGCCGAGAGGGCGCCUAGCUUGAGCCAGAUGAGGAGAUUCGCCAGCAGCCGCGACACGUUCGCCGGUUUUGAUUGGAAGGCAUCUCAGAUAACGCCGGACUCCGGUGAAGAUAGCGACGGUGAGGAUGGCGGCGGCGGUAUCCCUUUCUCAGCGCCGAUAUUGAUGGCUGGCAGCUUGGUUUUGGAGCCGAGGAAGGAAAUUAAUUUGUGGAAAAGGAGGACCAUGGCCCAGCCCAAACCUAUCCAUGUAAACAUUGCUAGGGUAUUUUAAUAAUCUCAAAAAUAGUGACAAAAAGAAACAUGAUUUUCUUAAAGUUUUGGUCUUUUUUCGUUUUCCAUUAAUUUCAUUUAUUAUUCAUUUAGUUAUCACGAACAUGUACAAAGUUGCGAGAUUAAGGAAGUUAAUAAGAUUAGCUUGAUUGCUUCA
This is a messenger RNA of Salvia hispanica, 899 nucleotides long. RefSeq lists its product as uncharacterized. NCBI's taxonomy places the organism in Eukaryota, Viridiplantae, Streptophyta, Magnoliopsida, Lamiales, Lamiaceae. The record is from RefSeq and is a predicted model, not a curated record.